Messenger RNA from Brettanomyces nanus, 2784 nucleotides. RefSeq lists its product as uncharacterized. The record is from RefSeq and is a predicted model, not a curated record. Gene Ontology annotation, molecular function: ATP binding; RNA binding. Gene Ontology annotation, biological process: mRNA splicing, via spliceosome. The transcript is spliced from 2 exons. Bases 1 to 2784 code for a protein of 927 amino acids. Gene Ontology annotation, cellular component: spliceosomal complex; intracellular anatomical structure. Lineage: Eukaryota; Fungi; Ascomycota; Pichiomycetes; Pichiales; Pichiaceae.
AUGUCUAUCCAGUUAUCGUUUGAUGAAGAUGAUGAAGAUUCAGCCUCUCGUUCGGCCCUUUGGGCUUCAAAGUCCCGCGAUAAAGUGUCCUUUAAAAGGAUAAAGAAGGAGGAUGCCAUCAAGUUGAAAACCGAGGCAAUAGAUGUGCGAAUUGGUGACCAGAAGUCGAAGGAGGACCAGUUAGGGGGAGACGACGAAGCAAGGGAGCCAAAAGUGAUGGCCUCUGUUACCAAGUUUGAGAUGCCUCCAGUUUCUUAUGAGCAUAAGAGCAUUCUUGAAGAACUGGCUCAAAGAGAAAGACAAUGGAAAGAUGAAGCCGCAGGAGCUCAGAGCCCUUCAUCCUCUUUGAGCGACAGAGAGGUCGAUCGUGAUUGGUAUAUGCAAGACGAACGAGUGAAUCACGUCUAUAUGGACGAUUAUGAUAUGGAUGAUGAAGAUAGAGUAAGCAAGAUUGACGAGGAUGAUCUUGAGGAGGUUAGUAAUGAUAUUGAUAUCCAUGUGCAUCGAUUAACGCCUCCAUUUUUGGACUCCCAUACUGUUAUGAGUAAUCAUACGGGGAUGAUAGAUGUUAUUCGGGACAGAACAGGAGAUCUGUUCAAGUUCUCGAAAAAUGGUUCCAGCGUAGUCAAUGAGCGAAGGAAGAACCGUGAUCGACAGAGAAAUGCUAGGGAAUCCGUCAGGAGUGAUAAUUCUGCUCUUGAGAAAGUGGUCAGAAAAGGAAGCAACGGCACCAGACAUGAUGGACGUGGUACUCGGACAAAUCCCCCACCUAGAUAUUCUAGAGCAGACAUUCAGCGACAACGGCAGGCCUUGCCUGCAUACAAAGUUCGAGAACAGUUUUUAAAGGUGGUGAGAGAAAAUCAAGUUGUAGUGGUAAUCGGAGAAACAGGUUCUGGUAAAACUACACAGCUUCCCCAGUUUCUCUAUGGAGAAGGUUACAAAGAACGUGGAUUGAUUGGGAUUACUCAACCUAGAAGAGUGGCUGCUGUCUCUGUUGCGCAAAGGGUCAGCGAAGAAAUGAACGUCAAAUUGGGAGAAGAAGUCGGUUUCAGCAUUCGUUUUGAAGAUCGUUCUUCCUCAAAGACUCGUAUUAAGUUUAUGACCGAUGGUAUUUUAUUAAGAGAGACUUUGCAAGAUGAGGAUCUUGACAAGUACUCAUGUAUCAUUAUGGAUGAAGCCCAUGAGAGAUCUUUGAACACGGACAUUUUGAUUGGUUUGUUCAAGAAGUUGCUUGCCAGAAGACGUGACUUGAAGUUAAUAGUGACAUCUGCCACUUUGAAUGCCGAUAAAUUCUCUUCGUUUUUUGGAAAUGCUGAGCAGUUCAUUAUUCCAGGAAGAACAUACCCUGUGGAUAUCAUGUUUUCAUCGGUCCCUGUGAUGGAUUAUGUGGAAGAGGCGGUGAAGCAGGUGCUAAGAGUUCAUUUAAGUGCGGAAAACAAGGGUGAUAUACUUGUAUUUAUGACAGGACAAGAAGAUAUCGAAGUGACAUGCUCUCAGAUUGAAGAGGAGCUCGAUAAUUUGAGAAAGUUGGAUGAAACCAUCAAGCCCCUUCAAGUUCUUCCUAUUUAUUCCACUUUACCUGCGGAUUUGCAGGCGAGAAUCUUUGAGAGGUCCGAGUAUCGUAAAUGUAUUGUGGCAACCAACAUUGCAGAGACUUCUUUGACUGUAGACGGUAUCGGUUUCGUCAUCGAUACUGGAUUGAUGAAGUUGAAAGUUUACAAUGCAAGAUUGAGUAUGGAAUCUUUGCAGAUCACUCCGAUUUCUUUGGCACAAGCCAAUCAGAGAGCAGGUAGAGCUGGAAGAACGGGUCCAGGUACUUGUUACAGGCUGUAUACUUUAACUGCCGCUCAAACAGAGAUGCUCCCCGAGCCGAUCCCGGAGAUACAGCGAACCAAUUUGGAGAAUACCAUUCUCCUACUUAAAUCUUUGAAGGUGAAAGACUUGAGCCGAUUUCCCUUCUUGGAUAGACCUUCCAUAGAAUCGAUUAGUACUGCACAGUAUCAGCUAUGGUCUGAAGGGGCUCUCGACAACUUUGGGGAUCUAACAUUGUUGGGAGAGAGGAUGUCUCGAUUUCCUAUUGAGCCGACUCUUUCUAAAUUCCUUAUUUUGUCGACGUUGGAUCGAUUCCAUUGCUCCAAAGAAGUUGUCACUAUAGUGGCUAUGCUUUCCAUUCCGCCCAUUUUUGUCCGUCCAAACAACGAUAUGGGACUUCAGAAGAAAUCCGAUUCCUCUAGAGAGAAGUUUCAAGUGGCUGAAAGUGAUCAUCUCACCCUACUCAACAUCUACGAUCAGUUCAUGAGUCACGGGCGAAAUGAAAAAUGGUGUCAGCAUAAUUUUUUACAGCAUAAGUCGUUACGGCGUGCCAGCGAGAUCAGAGAACAGUUGGUUCAGAUCAUGAAGAACAACAAACUUGAUUUAACUGUUCAGGAUUGUGAAGACUGGAACCUAAUUAGAGAAUGUGUCUGUGCAGCAUUUUUUCUGAAUGGAGCUAGUUUCAAGAAGUAUGGUCAAUAUCAACACCUUAGAAGUGGCCUAGAGAUGGCUUUACACCCCACUUCAGCUUUAUACGGCAUGGGAGAUCUUCCAAAAUACGUGGUAUAUCACGAAGUAAUUCUUAGUGGACGAGUGCAGCACAUGAACUACGUGAGUACAGUGAAAGGAGAAUGGUUGAUAGAAUAUGGAGGAGUCUUUUAUAGUAAACGAGUGAGAGGGGUGAGCAGUAAGGAGCAUCAAAGGAGGAAAGAGACAGAGUAUGAGGAGUAUCUACAAGCAAGUAAGAAGUAA